Messenger RNA from Ceratosolen solmsi marchali, 2186 nucleotides. It is a transcript of the gene Coq8, whose product is annotated as ubiquinone biosynthesis protein COQ8, mitochondrial. Gene Ontology annotation, biological process: ubiquinone biosynthetic process. The transcript has 11 exons. The record is from RefSeq and is a predicted model, not a curated record. Lineage: Eukaryota; Metazoa; Arthropoda; Insecta; Hymenoptera; Agaonidae. Bases 70 to 2169 code for a protein of 699 amino acids.
GGCUUACUUAUUGUUAAAUAUUUUAAAGAAAACCUUGAAGAAUAACUUGAUUGAAUUUACUUGCAAUUUAUGAGAAUGUCAAAUCGUAAAAUUUCAGAUACUAUUGCUAUAGUACGUGGUAUGAGAAUAAUUUUUGAUGCAGUAUUAAGAGAGCAUGGGAAAAAUUUUCCAAUAUUGAAACUGGAUAAUGUUAAAACUUUUACUGAUGAGAGGUUUAAAGGUUUGGAAAAAUUAUUGAUCAAUAUAGAUGAAAGUAAACUUCCUGAAAAAUUAAAAAAAGACUUGGAAGAAUUUACUGACAAAAUAUAUGUAAUUGAAAAAAGUUUCUCUCAGUAUACAAAAAUUAGAAUUGAAGAAAUUUUAAAUUUAAAAGAUAUAUCAAAUAUUUUUAAAGAUGAUGUCAGUGACAAAAAGAAGAAAUUACAUGUUUAUAAUCCAUCGAAGGAUCCAAUGGAAAUAUUAACAAAUGGUGUCAAAACAAAUAUAAAACAUGUUCAAAAUAUGUCAAAAUCUAUUCAAAAUACAAAUAAUGCCAAUGUAAACAAUAGUAAUAAAUACAAUGAAUUACCAAUAAAAUAUUCAAGUGUAAAAGAAAAAAUAGAAACAAUUGGUACUGCUCAUACUGAAAUACCAAAAAUUAAGCUUUCAGAAAAAGAUGAAAAAUUGUUAAGAAAAUUAGAGCUAGAACAUGAAGAAAAAAUCAAAAAGCAAGAAGUUUUAAAAAUAAAUAAUGUAUAUUCAAAACAAAUUGAAAAUAUAACAGAUAUAAACAAUAUAAAUAGUAAACAAAUUCCUUGUCCAGAUGCAAAUAGCAAACCAAAAUACAUGCUUUCGAAAGACGCUAAAGCCAUAAAAGUUCCAUCCACUAGAUUAGAAAGAAUGGUUAGUUUUGGUACACUUGGUAUUGGGCUUGGAAUUGGAACAUUAGCCGAGUAUACACGAAGAACUUUAGGAAUUAAAAGACAAACUAUUGACAAAACACUUGAUAAUGUGUUUCUUACCAAAACAAAUGCUGAACGAAUUGUAUCAACAUUAUGUAAAGUUAGAGGUGCAGCUUUGAAAAUUGGUCAAAUUCUUAGUAUUCAGGAUAACACAAUUAUCGGUCCCGAGUUACAAAAUGCUUUUGAAAGAGUUAGACAAAGUGCAGAUUUUAUGCCAACUUGGCAAGUUCAUAAAGUUUUAUGUGGUCAAUUAGGACAAAAUUGGAGAGAGAAAUUAGAAACAUUUGAUGAAAAGCCAUUUGCUGCAGCUUCUAUUGGUCAAGUACAUCAUGCUACUUUACAUGAUGGAAGAUCUGUUGCAAUAAAAAUUCAGUAUCCAGGAGUAGCAGCUGGUAUACAGAGUGAUAUAGAAAAUUUAAUUGGUCUAAUGAAGGUGUGGAAUAUGUUUCCUGAUGGAAUGUUCAUUGACAAUAUUGUGGAAGUUGCUAAAAAGGAAUUAGCUUGGGAAGUUGAUUAUAUUAGAGAAGCUGAAUGCACUAGGUUUUAUAGAAGACUAGUUGAACCUUAUCCACAAUAUUAUGUUCCUGAAGUUAUAAAUGAUUUAUGCACAAGUCAAAUAUUUACUUCUGAGUUAAUUGAAGGCACACCAAUUGAUAAAUGUGUAAACUUGGAUAUAAAAACUAGAGAAUAUAUUUGCAAACUCAUCAUGCACUUAUGCUUAAAAGAAUUAUUUGUAUUUCGAUAUAUGCAAACUGAUCCCAAUUGGUCUAAUUUUUUUUUUAAUCCAAAAACGAAACAAUUGAUAUUAUUGGAUUUUGGUGCUUGUAGAAACUAUGAAAAAAAAUUCAUGGAUAAAUAUAUCGAAGUAAUAAAUAGUGCAAGUGAAGGAGAUAGACAAAAAGUAUUAAUUUUAUCUAAAGAAAUGGGAUUCUUGACUGGCUAUGAAUCUAGAGUCAUGGAAGAAGCACACAUUAAUACAGUAAUGAUUUUAGGUCAAGUAUUUGAUAAAAAUCAUGAAUUUUUUGACUUUGGAGGUCAAAAUAUUACAAAAAAAAUACAGAAAUUAGUACCAACUAUCGUAUAUCAUCGACUCUGUCCUCCACCAGAAGAGAUCUAUAGCUUACAUAGAAAAUUAUCGGGUGUAUUUUUACUAUGCGCAAAAUUGAAAGUCAAAAUUAACUGCAGAGAUAUGUUUCAGGAAGUGUACAAAAAUUAUAAAUUUGGAUAAUAUUUCACUUGUAUUAU